AGUGCAUGUGAGACUAAAGAAAAUACACACAACCUUCAUCAGCCUAACAAACUCUGCAAGCCAACCAUAACAUCCUCUCAAGAUGGAAGAAGGAUUGAUCCUCAAGCCUAAAGAUAACAGACCAACAUGGCGCGUGUUGGCGGAGGAGAUGAAGAAAUUAGGAUUUAUUGCAGCGCCGAUGAUGGCGGUAACUCUAUCGCAGUUCCUUUUACAGUAUAUCUCCAUCAUGAUGGUCGGUCAUCUCGGAGAACUUUCUCUCUCUAGCACCUCCAUUGCCAUCUCCCUCUCAAGCGUCACCGGUUUCAGCCUACUCAUGGGAAUGUCUAGCGCACUAGAAACAUUAUGUGGACAGGCUUACGGAGCUCAACAAUACACAAAAGUUGGAGUUCAGACUUACACUGCUAUUUUCUCACUUUUGAUUGUUUGCAUUCCUCUUGCGUUUGUUUGGAGAUACACCGAAUCAUUGCUCCUUCUUAUGGGCCAAAGCGCUUCGAUAUCAUAUGAAGCUGGGAAAUUCAUCACCUGCCUCAUUCCUGCGCUUUUUGCUUACGCAAUUCUUCAACCGCUCGUUAGAUAUUUCCAAAUGCAAAGCAUGUUGUUACCCGUGCUUGCCAGCUCGAUAGCUGCUUUGUGCCUACACAUUCCUCUUUGUUGGGCCCUUGUGUAUAGAACCGGACUGGGAAACAUUGGAGCAGCAGUGUCAAUGGGGGUUGGCUUGUGGUCAAACGUUGUUUUCCUCUUGUUAUACAUGAAGUACUCCCCUUCAUGUGCGAAAACGCGUUCUCCAAUCUCAGUUGACGUGUUUUACGGGAUGAAACAGUUCUUCAGCUUUGCUAUCCCGUCAGCUGUCAUGCUUUGCCUCCAAUGGUGGUCCAAUGAGUUUAUAAUAUUGAUUUCUGGGCUUCUACCAAAUCCAGAGCUUGAAACUUCAGUGCUUUCUAUUUGUCUCAGUACUAUUGCUAUAGUCUAUGCUAUACCAUAUGGAUUUGCUGCUGGUGUAAGCACACGAGUCUCGAAUGAACUUGGAGCAGGGAAUGCAAGAGGGGCGCGUGUGGCAGUUAACGCCAUCAUGAUCCUUGCAGUUGUUGAGACAACUAUAGUCGCCAUGAUUGUUUUUUUCAACAGACACAUUUUCGGGUACAUUUUCACAAAUGAAAAAGAAGUUGUCGAUCAUGUCACAAAAAUCACCCCUUUUCUGUGUGUAAGCAUCGUAAUGGAUGGUCUACAAGGAACCUUUUCAGGUGUUGCAAGGGGUGUGGGAUGGCAACAUUUAGGGGCGUACACGAAUCUUGGUGCCUUUUAUCUUGUUGGAAUUCCCGUUGCUAUCGUUUUAGGAUUUUGCACCUCAUUAAAAGGAGAGGGCUUAUGGAUCGGAAUACUAAUCGGUGCCAUCGUUCAAGUUAUUUCACUUUCAGUUAUCACACUUUGUACAAAUUAUGAAAAACAGGCAACAAAGGCAAGGGAGAGACUAUCGGAGGAAGAAUGCGCUUUACUGUGAAGUCAUAUUUUCCCGGGUCAAGAUGGGUUGAGGCCACCAAAAUGGUUGAGCCGGCCCUGUGGAGAAUACCAGUGUGGCAAGCAAAAGAGAUAGAUGGAGGUUUACCUUUGUUUAUAUGGUUAUUUGGUGAAUUUGGAAGGCGAUAAAUACUUUGGUUUUUCGACGGGACGCUUGCUACCUAAGACGAUUAAAGACAUUAAAAUUGACUCUUUCAAUAUGUUGAAACGUAAAGCUAAAAUAGAUGGUUUGGUGUAGAUCACCUCUUGUUUCCA
Helianthus annuus (common sunflower) is the source of this 1770-nucleotide messenger RNA. Its product is annotated as protein DETOXIFICATION 12. Bases 83 to 1498 code for a protein of 471 amino acids. Gene Ontology annotation, biological process: xenobiotic detoxification by transmembrane export across the plasma membrane. Gene Ontology annotation, molecular function: antiporter activity; xenobiotic transmembrane transporter activity. NCBI's taxonomy places the organism in Eukaryota, Viridiplantae, Streptophyta, Magnoliopsida, Asterales, Asteraceae. The transcript is spliced from 8 exons. Gene Ontology annotation, cellular component: membrane. The record is from RefSeq and is a predicted model, not a curated record.